ACGCAAUUGACGGCAGUCACCACGACAAACAACAGAAGUAAGUAUUGCGCUUCUACACUUCCACAAACACAAACACACACACACUCGUCGGGGUUGUUUUUCGUGUUGUUAAGCAGUCAGACAGGGUUGGUUUUUACUGGAACAAUAACAGCUCUAACCUUCCGAGACUCGUAAUCUCGUUUGCUAAAUCAACUGUGUGUCGAAGCAGAAUCGGUUACCACCGAGCACCAAGCUGGCUGUUUGUUGUUUGCUGGCCACCAUCGUCCACGACAAGAGUCGUCUGUAUUUUAGCCGUCGCACCAUUAGGUGGUGGCUGUUGUGAAUCUCGAGUGCCGAAACCAGCAUGGUCGGUUGUGUAUCAAGACGAUUAGUUUGAGGAAAAAAAGUACCCGCAACAGCCAUGGACGAUAGCACGAAAAGCCACCAGAUGCUGCUGCUAAUACUGUUGGCCGCGUUGGUGGGCCCAUCGGCUGCAGCGUUGGCGCCCAGCACGCGCGACAAUACCUCCCUGCACGAGCGCUUGACGGCGCUCGAGAGCACCAUAACUUCCCGAGAUGAGGAGCUCGCCAAGAUGCUGCAGCUGCUGCUCACCAAUCAGCGCGAAAUACUCCGACUCCUGCAGCAAGACACUCCCAAAGCGUUCUGCGCAACGGACGGCACGCAGCAUCAACCAUCAACGCAACCAACGCGCCCAUGCAACCGUGACCACUCGUUCACUAACUCGCUCCAUCCUGGAUCGCUCCAACCUCCGGGCAACGCUACCGCGCCCUCGACCGCUGCCUACCGCCAGGAAGCGCACCCGGCGGGCACGCAUCCGCGCAGCUGCCGCGAAAUCCCGGACGGCAUGUCGGGCGAGGAGCUGAUCUACCCGUCGGCCGGCGCGGCCGGCCCGGGCGAACCGCUCGAGGUGUACUGCGACCAGGACUUCGAGGACGGCGGCUGGAUCGUGAUCCAGAACCGGUUCGACGGGUUCGUCAACUUUAACCGGAGCUGGGAGAAGUACCGCGACGGGUUCGGCGACAUCGGUACCGAGUACUGGCUCGGGCUGGACGAGAUCCACCGGCUCACGGUGGCGGUGCCGCACGAGAUUGCGUUCGUGGCCGAAUCGUUCAAGGGCGAGCGGCGCUGGGCCCGCUACACCCUGUUCGAGAUCGGGGGCGAAACGGACCGGUACCGGCUGCAGAAGCUCGGCGUGUACUCCGGCACGCUCGGCGACGAGUUCACGUACAAUCUGGGCAUGCAGUUCUCGACGUACGACCAGGACCACGACCAGUACGGCGAUGUGAACUGUGCGCACCGGACGGCGGCCGGCUGGUGGCACCGGAGCUGCACCCGCAUCAACCUGAACGGGCUGUACGGGAACGAGUCGGGCGUCCGGUUCGCCUACUGGCUCGACUGGCUCCAUCUGCAGGGGCUGAAGCGUACCCGCAUCAUGAUACGGGAGAUAAAGAAGCGCCGCAAGUAGCCCGCGGGUUUUCGCACUCUCUGCUGGUAGGAAAAUAAACUGGUAGCACCAGCACAA
Molecule: messenger RNA, 1522 nt
Organism: Anopheles coluzzii
Lineage: Eukaryota; Metazoa; Arthropoda; Insecta; Diptera; Culicidae
Product: microfibril-associated glycoprotein 4-like
Exons: 2
Coding region: 401-1465 (354 amino acids)
Source: RefSeq, a predicted model, not a curated record